Molecule: messenger RNA, 2397 nt
Organism: Colletotrichum truncatum
Lineage: Eukaryota; Fungi; Ascomycota; Sordariomycetes; Glomerellales; Glomerellaceae
Product: ABC transporter ATP-binding protein
Biological process (GO): oligopeptide export from mitochondrion
Cellular component (GO): mitochondrial inner membrane
Molecular function (GO): ATP binding; ATP hydrolysis activity; ABC-type oligopeptide transporter activity
Source: RefSeq, a predicted model, not a curated record
AUGGCCACGGGAGCAGCGCGAACAGCUGUGCUGCUCCCGCACCGCGUCGGGAGCUGCCAGGCGGGCUCGUUACUGGCUUCUCUCUCCGGCCUGCGCAAGACUGCGACAACAAACUCAGCCCUACAACAUCCUCUCAUGUUACAUUUCAGGAGCUUCAGUUCCAAAUCUACUAAGAAAUUCGCCGCGUCAUCUCCUGUCCGCGGUGCUGCUCCAAGCCCUCGGUCAGCACUGUCUACCCAGAGUCCUCAAAUCCCCCAGCCGAUUGCUAUUUUGCGUUAUUUCUCGGCCGGAUUUCGGACGCAGCGAGACUCUCGAUCAACCACGCAACAAUCCCAGACGACUCCCGAGGAGGAAAAGAACGCGAAGCGAGCUCAGCUGGAAGCCCAAGAUGCCGAACAACAUGACGACUUCCAAAAGAGCGAGAGGGCGGCAAAGGCAGCCCAGGUCAACCUGAGUGCUAAGCUGUCAAAGGAAGGAAGGACGCAAGGCAAGUCUGGCUUCGAAGAGAUAUGGCGACUCAUCAAAAUUGCACGUCCAGAGCUCAGAUGGCUGGGGCUCGCCAUGAUCUUUCUGGUCGUCUCGUCUAGCGUUACCAUGUCCAUUCCUUUUUCUGUUGGCAGAAUCCUUGAUAUAGCAACAAAGGAUCCCUCGGAAGAUGCCCGCUUGUUUGGCCUGACCAUGCCGCAGUUCUUUGUUGCUCUGGGUGUCAUUCUUACGGUUGGAGCUAUUGCUAACUUCGGCCGAGUCAUCCUGCUCCGAAUUGUUGGUGAAAGGGUUGUUGCUCGUCUCCGGUCGCAGUUAUACAGGAGAACAUACGUUCAAGAUGCCGAAUUUUUCGAUGCAAAUCGGGUCGGUGAUCUCAUCUCUCGUCUAAGUUCUGACACUGUCAUUGUUGGCAAGUCUAUUACUCAAAACAUCAGCGACGGCCUGAGAGCUCUGUUCAGUGGGGGAGCUGGCUUUGUGGUCAUGGUUUGGCUUAGCCCACAGCUUACUGGUCUGCUGCUCAUUAUGCUGCCACCAGUUGCUGUUGGUGCCUUCUUUUACGGCCGUGCGAUUAGGAACGUGAGCAAAGGAAUCCAGAAGAACUUGGGUACACUGACCAAGAUUGCCGAGGAGCGUCUGGGCAACGUCAAGACCAGUCAGGCAUUCGUUGGCGAAGUCCAAGAAGUCAGACGCUAUAACCACCAAGUAAAGAAGAUUUUUGCCUUAGGGCGUAAAGAGUCUACAAUUGCCGCAACCUUCUUCGCCUCAACGGGCUGGGCUGGCAACAUGACCAUUCUUGCCAUGCUCAUUGUUGGUGGCAACUUUGUGCGCAACGGGUCCAUGACGCUUGGAGACCUGACGUCUUUCAUGAUGUAUACGGCUUUUGCGGGAUCUAGCUUAUUCGGCCUUUCAUCGUUCUAUUCAGAACUAAUGAAAGGCGUCGGCGCUGCUAGCCGUCUUUUCGAGCUACAGGAUAGGAAACCAGGCAUAUCACAGACCGUUGGACUCAAGGUGCAAUCGGCGCAGGGUCCAAUUCGUUUCUCGAACGUGUCAUUCGCGUACCCCACGCGUCCGGCCGUCAAGAUCUUUAAUGAUAUCAACUUCGAGAUACCAUCCGGCAGUAACGUCUGCGUCGUGGGACCGUCUGGUGGCGGCAAAUCAACCGUUGCAGGCCUAUUGUUGCGCUUCUACAACCCUACCUCUGGUUCUAUUACCAUCAACGGAAUAGACAUUUCCAAGAUGAAUAUUAAGUCAUUACGACGUCGUAUCGGUAUGGUUGCUCAAGAGCCUGUUUUGUUCUCCGGUACCAUUGCCGAGAACAUCUCAUACGGCAAGCCGAACGCCAGCCGAGCGGAGAUCAUUGCGGCCGCGCGAAAGGCUAAUUGCAAUUUUAUCAGCGACCUUCCUGCCGGCCUAGAUACUCAAGUCGGUGCUCGUGGCUCUCAGCUGUCUGGUGGCCAGAAACAACGCAUUGCCAUUGCCCGUGCGUUAAUCAAAGAUCCUGAUAUUCUCAUUUUGGACGAGGCGACAUCAGCACUGGAUGCCGAGUCAGAGACGCUUGUCAAUGCAGCUCUAGCCUCACUUCUCAAGGGCAAGAAUACCACCAUCUCGAUUGCGCAUAGACUAUCGACUAUUAAACGAUCCGACUUGAUAAUUGUACUGUCCAACGACGGCAGAGUUGCUGAAAUCGGGAAAUAUUCAGAGCUUUCAGCUGAUAAAGGGAGCGCCUUUAGCAAACUCAUGGAAUGGCAGAUGAGUGGCGGUGAUAUCCCCGAAUCUCGUAGUGGCGACAGGGGCCAUAUCACCGAAGAGGAAGAAAUUGAGUCCGAUCUUGAUCUGGAAGAAGCCGAGGAAACCAGCGUUGCAACUGAAAACCAGCAACAGGAGAAGACUGCUGAGGAGCUGCGAAGGUAA